AUGUUUGAAAACUACACCGUGACCGCAUCGCGUCAUCCUUCUUCUCUGCCACUCCCUUGUGAUGGCCUGUUUGGACCUGACUGGGCUGUCCCUCGGAUUUCGCCACCAUGCGAUUCUCAAAUUUCAAUUACUCAACUCUCGCAACAAUUCAGCGAAAUGCGUUACACUUCGCAACCCUCCUUCUAUCCUCGACACAGACCAACAAAUGCCGAGCGCGAGCUGGACCCAACCCUGAGUUCUGCUGAUUACGUGGGCUCGCUAUCCCCGUCCAGGAGACGUGCGCAGAGGCAACACGGCGUGCGAAUGCUUUGUGAUCCGUCUCACCUUCGCAACAUUCAAGACAUGGUCGACAAGAUGGUCCAAUCUGGGGAGCAAUGCGCCGUGUCGCCGCCUCGGGCUCCCAGUGUCGGGGCAAGCCCAUCACCAGCGGAGGAUGAAGGCUACAGCAGCCUUGACGAGAACCGUCGCAGCGGAUCGAUAUCAUCGGUCUCAUCUGCUGGAUCGGGAGCGUCUUCGUUAUCAUUCCGACGUUCUGUGGAUUCCAUCACGGGCGCCUGUGUGUCCAAGAAGGUCCGUGUCAAGAAGGCUCGCAACGCGCGCGGUGCGUCGAAGCAGACAUGA
This is a messenger RNA of Aureobasidium namibiae CBS 147.97, 621 nucleotides long. RefSeq lists its product as uncharacterized. Lineage: Eukaryota; Fungi; Ascomycota; Dothideomycetes; Dothideales; Saccotheciaceae. The record is from RefSeq and is a predicted model, not a curated record. The transcript has a single exon. The coding region runs from base 1 to 621 and encodes 206 amino acids.